This is a messenger RNA of Sciurus carolinensis (gray squirrel), 3887 nucleotides long. RefSeq names its product neural EGFL like 1 (gene Nell1). The record is from RefSeq and is a predicted model, not a curated record. The coding region runs from base 426 to 2858 and encodes 810 amino acids. Lineage: Eukaryota; Metazoa; Chordata; Mammalia; Rodentia; Sciuridae. The transcript is spliced from 20 exons. Gene Ontology annotation, molecular function: calcium ion binding; protein binding.
GUCCCGGGACUCCCGCUCCGGUGCUUUGGGUGGUAGCUGCAGCCGCGCCUGCCUCCCGGAUCUUUGCUUCUCGGUGGGCAAAGGAAGCGAACUGGAUCGGCCCCCAUCUUCGAGGGCAACCUGCCGGAGUGGCUAAGCCCAGCGCUCCCGCCCCAGCUCCUAGGCGAGCGCAGCCGCAGCGGGGGCCGGGGCCCAAGCCCCGCGCCGCCACCGCCCACGGUGGGGGGGCGGGCUGGGGGCGGGGCGGCCGGGGCUGCCAUCCCGGGCGCGAUCCCCUAGCGCAGCACCCGGCGCUGCCGAGCUACCUCCCCUGCCGCCCGCUAGCAAGUUUGGCGGCUUCAAACCCGGCGCGUCUCGGGAUCUCCAGGCGCAUUUGUUUCUUCCUGGCUUCGGAGCGCCCUGCUUGGCGGGGACCCUCGCGAGCAAUGCCGAUGGAUGUGAUUUUAGUUUUAUGGUUCUGUGUGUGCACUGCCAGGACAGUGGUGGGCUUUGGGAUGGAUCCUGACCUUCAGAUGGAUUUUAUUACGGAGCUUGAUCUUGUGAAUACCACCUUUGGAGUCACUCAGGUGUCUGGACUGCACAAUGCUAGCAAAGCAUUUUUAUUUCAAGAUACAGAAAGAGAGAUCCAUGCAGCCCCUCAUGUGAGUGAGAAAUUAAUUCAGUUGUUCCGGAACAAGAGUGAAUUUACCUUUUUGGCCACUGUACAGCAGAAGCCAUCAACUUCGGGAGUGAUACUAUCCAUUCGAGAAUUGGAACACAGCUAUUUUGAACUGGAGAGCAGUGGCCUGAGGGAUGAGAUUCGAUAUCACUACAUACAUAAAGGGAAGCCCAGGACAGAGGCACUUCCAUACCGAAUGGCGGACGGGCAGUGGCACAAGGUUGCACUGUCCAUAAGUGCCUCUCAUCUCCUCCUCCACGUGGACUGCAAUAGGAUUUAUGAACGUGUGAUAGACCCUCCAGAGACCAACCUUCCCCCAGGAAGCAAUUUAUGGCUUGGUCAGCGAAACCAAAAGCAUGGCUUAUUCAAAGGGAUCAUCCAAGAUGGAAAAAUCAUCUUUAUGCCAAAUGGAUACAUAACACAGUGUCCAAACCUCAAUCGCACUUGCCCAACCUGCAGUGAUUUCUUAAGCCUGGUGCAAGGAAUAAUGGAUUUACAGGAGCUUUUGGCCAAGAUGACUGCAAAACUAAAUUAUGCAGAGACAAGACUUAGUCAAUUGGAAAACUGUCAUUGCGAGAAGACCUGUCAAGUGAGUGGACUGCUCUACCGAGACCAAGACUCUUGGGUUGAUGGUGACCACUGCAGGAACUGCACAUGCAAAAGUGGCGCUGUGGAAUGCCGAAGGAUGUCCUGUCCUCCUCUCAAUUGCUCUCCAGACUCCCUCCCUGUGCACAUUGCUGGCCAGUGUUGUAAGGUCUGCAGACCAAAAUGUAUCUAUGGAGGAAGAGUUCUUGCAGAAGGCCAGAGGAAUUUAACCAAGAGCUGUAGGGAAUGCCGAGGUGGAGUUUUAGUAAAAAUUACAGAAAUGUGCCCUCCUUUGAAUUGUUCAGAAAAGGAUCAUAUUCUUCCAGAGAAUCAGUGCUGCAGUGUCUGUAGAGGUCAUAACUUUUGUGCUGAAGCACCUAAAUGUGGUGAAAACUCGGAGUGUAAAAACUGGAAUACAAAAGCUACUUGUGAGUGCAAGAAUGGUUACAUUUCUGUCCAGGGAGACUCUGCCUACUGUGAAGAUAUUGAUGAAUGUGCAGCUAAGAUGCAUUAUUGUCAUGCCAAUACGGUGUGUGUCAACCUGCCAGGGUUGUAUCGCUGUGACUGUGUCCCAGGAUACAUUCGUGUGGAUGACUUUUCUUGUACAGAACACGAUGAAUGUGGAAGUGGACAGCACAACUGUGACGAGAAUGCCAUCUGCACUAACACCGUCCAGGGACACAGCUGUACCUGCAAACCAGGCUACGUGGGCAAUGGGACCAUCUGCAAAGCAUUCUGCCAAGAGGGCUGCAGGUAUGGUGGAACAUGUGUGGCUCCUAACAAAUGUGUCUGUCCACCCGGAUUCACAGGAAGCCACUGCGAGAAAGAUAUUGAUGAAUGUACAGAGGGGAUCAUUGAGUGCCACAACCAUUCCCGCUGCGUUAACCUGCCAGGGUGGUACCACUGUGAGUGCAGAAGCGGUUUCCAUGACGAUGGGACCUAUUCGCUGUCCGGGGAGUCCUGUAUUGACAUUGAUGAAUGUGCCUUAAGAACUCACACCUGUUGGAACGAUUCUGCCUGCAUUAACUUGGCAGGGGGCUUUGACUGCCUCUGUCCCUCUGGACCCUCCUGCUCUGGUGACUGCCCCCACGAGGGAGGGCUGAAGCGCAAUGGCCAGGUGUGGACUCUGAAAGAGGACAGGUGUUCUGUCUGUUCCUGCAAGGAUGGGAAGAUAUUCUGCCGACGGACAGCUUGUGAUUGCCAGAAUCCAAGUGUUGACCUUUUCUGCUGCCCAGAGUGUGACACCAGAGUCACAAGUCAAUGUUUAGAUCAAAAUGGACAUAAGCUGUAUCGAAGUGGAGACAAUUGGACCCACAGCUGCCAGCAGUGUCGGUGUCUGGAAGGAGAGGUGGAUUGCUGGCCACUUGCUUGCCCCAGUUUGAGCUGUGAAUACACAGCCAUGUUGGAAGGGGAGUGCUGUCCCCACUGUGUCAGUGACCCCUGCCUGGCUGAUAACAUUGCCUAUGAUAUCAGGAAAACUUGCCUGGACAGCUAUGGUGUUUCUAGACUCAGUGGUGCAGUAUGGACAAUGGCUGGAUCUCCCUGCACAACCUGUAAAUGCAAGAAUGGGAGAGUCUGCUGUUCUGUAGAUUUGGAGUGUCUUCAAAAUAACUGAAGUAUUUAAAAUGGACUCAUCACAGGAGAAAAAUGGACAAAAUGAUCAUCCAACAUGAUGAAGAAUAAGAAUUGAUUUUUUAACCACAAUUACCAAAGUCUCCAUCUGAGGAAGGUGUUUGGGGGUCGCCUCUUAGACCUGCCACUUUGCUCAUUCUUGCUAACCUAGUCUAGGUGACCUACAGUGCAGUGCAUUUAAGUCUAUGGUUGUUAAGAGAAGUUUCCCGUGUUGUAAAUCACAUUUCUCUUAUCAGAUCAUUUGCUAACACAUUUAAAUGAUCUCAUGGUAAAUGUUGAUGUAUUUUUUGGUUUAUUUUGUGUACUAACAUAAUAGAGACUCAGCACCAUUUAUUUAUUUUUCUUGAUUUUUGGAUCAAAUUCUAAAAAAAAUAAAGUUGCCUGUUGUGAUAUUGUCCCAUCCACUGUAUACUGUGAAAUGUAUUGACAAAUAUAUGUAUGUGGAGUCCAGUUACAUCAUCCAUAUAUUUCAAACUGUUGAACAGACUUAGAGACCCACUCAUUCAACUUAAACAUGCUGAAGGUAAUGAUGAUAACUUAAAGUGUGGAAGGACCACAAACACAACUCAGUAAUUAUUUGGAAGAAGACUCUUUCCUCCCUUGUGCAAAAAAAUUUAAAAAAUAAAAACAAAAUUUUAAAUUUCUAUUUGAAGCAGCUAUGCUUAAAACCUUCCUAGACAUUGAAAGCAAAAAUAGUUUGCAUUGGUUUUGUGUAAAAUUUGAUAACUAACAAAUAACUUUAAUAGUUAUUAAUGCAAGUUAUCAUUAUAGUACAGGUGAAUAGUAUUAUCCCUCUGUUAUAUACACAUACACUCAAGAGUCUGCAACCAGCUUUUUCAGUGUUAGUUGAUUUACAGCAUGUAAAUGGUUACCAUGGUCUGGUAACCAAGGCCCCAAAUUCCUGUCCAGUACUCUUUUCCACUAAAACACAUUGCCUUUCAUGUGAACAAACAGGAAACUUGAAAAAAAAAAAUUCUUUGUGUGCUUGGUAGUUGCUUGAGAACAAUGAAUA